CUCCAGGGCGCCUCUUGCCCGCGCACGCUGCCCGUUGCCGCCCGGCGCGAUGAAGGUGGAGGUGAGGCCGAGGCCGAGCCAGGUUAGUCUGCCUGUUACCUAAAGUGGAUGAAAAUUCGUAUUGUGGAACAUUAUAUUCCUAAACCUAAUGAGAAAACCGAUGGCACAAAGCAGCUGAAAAUGAAUACGUGACUGACUGAGACUGUGGUGAGCACAGACCAGUGAAGAUGAGCUGUUUGGCUGAAGGCAAAGAGCCACUACAGUUGGUCGGCCAACUGCUGAGUGAACCGGGACAGUUUGCUUACGGUGGCCUGUGUGGUGUCACCCUGUCACUGCUGUUUCCUGGAGAGGAACACAGGCUGUACAGAGUGCGAUUUAUCGAUGGGCUUGUAGAAUGGUUGCAGCUUUCCGAAUCUGUCUUGCCUGUCAUGGAGGCCUUUGCCAAUGGAUUGGGCGGGGAAGGUGCCAUCACGUUUGCUGAUCUGCUGCUGAAAGAACCAGCUCUGAAGGACAACCAAAUUUUAAUCACUCAGGAUCUUGUUUCCUUUUCACUAAAAGAUGGUCGCUACGAUGCACGCGCGCGGGCUCUCAUCCGUCACAUCACCUGGCUCCUGAGAAUCCCAUUUGAGGAACUGGAGAUGUUUGAAGAAUCAUUGGUGGAGACACUAAAAGAAAAUAAAGAAAAAGACACAGAAGAAUUUGAAAUAUCUCAGAAGAAAAAAGAUCGUAAAAAGAAACUGAAGCGAUAUUUCCUUAUUGGUCUUGCUACAGUAGGUGGUGGAACUGUGAUUGGCCUCACGGGCGGACUUGCUGCUCCACUCGUGGCCGCGGGAGCUGCUGCGAUCGUCGGGACUGCAGGAGCAGCGGCAAUUGGCUCCACAGCUGGCAUCGCCAUCAUGGCUUCUGUAUUUGGGGCCGCAGGGGCAGGCCUGACAGGCUACAAAAUGAAGAAGCGGGUGGGAGCCAUUGAAGAGUUUGAGUUUCUUCCUCUAACCGAUGGGAACCAACUGCACAUCACGAUAGCUGUCACUGGCUGGCUCUGCACGGGAAAAUAUGGAAGUUUUGAGGCACCAUGGCGAAGUCUACUCCAAUCCAAGGAGCAGUACUGCCUAGCUUGGGAGUCCAAAUAUUUGAUGGAAUUGGGCAAUACCCUCGAGUCUCUGCUGAAUGGUCUGGUUAAUAUGGUUGCACAAGAAGCUCUGAAGUACACCGUCCUGUCAGGUAUCGUGACUGCACUGACGUGGCCAGCCUCACUACUAACCAUUGCUAAUGUCAUCGACAACCCCUGGGGAGUCUGCCUAAGCCGAUCGGCUGAAGUUGGAAAGCAUUUGGCCCAAGUUCUCCUGAGCAGGCAGCAGGGCAGGAGACCGGUCACGUUGGUCGGGUUUAGCUUUGGUGCACGAGUGAUUUACUUCUGUCUUCAGGAGUUGCUUCAAGAGAAAGAUGGUGAAGGAAUUAUCGAAGAUGUUGUGUUGCUCGGAGCUCCAGUGGAAGGUGCGGCCAAACACUGGAAACCUCUCACAAGAGUGGUCGCUGGUCGUAUAAUUAAUGGAUACUCUAGGGGUGACUGGCUUCUGAAUUUUGUCUAUCGUAGUUCUUCAGUACAGCUGAAUGUGGCAGGCCUGCAGCCAGUUGUUAUGGAUAAUGAAAAAAUGAUUAAUGUGGACCUUUCAUCCAUUGUGAAUGGACACUUAGAUUAUAUGAAGCAAAUGGACACCAUAUUAAAGGCUGUUGGUGUGAAAACUAAGGAGUGCCGACUGGAGGACAAAUGGAACAUUAGCGCCGGCUUUAACCCAGGUGAGAAGUCUGGCAGUGAAGGAGAGGGGCCUUCAGACAGCUCGGAGAUCAAAUGUGCCGGAGAGAAUGGGUCGCAUAUGGCCCUCGCUGAACCCUCUGGUUCCUUGUCAGAAGAUGAUGUUUUGGAGACAUCAAAGCCAAGCCCGCACUCCCCUGCUGCAGAAGAUCCAAUAUCCGUGGUACAAUCCACACUGUCUCCUGACAAGGAUAGAACUACUGACCAUGAGUUAUCAUCUGGAAUCCCAGAGUUCGCCAAAGACCAAGAAGAAAGUUAAUUACAAACUAAAAAUCUGCUCCUAAUGGAAUCCGAUAUCAGGUAUUUUCACCAAAACCAAUUUAAAUUGAACGUACAACAGAGGCACUUUUGUAAAUAAAGAGAUUUGAGAUUAUAUUUCAGCCGGCAGGUUUGCAGUAAUGGGAAACUGGACCAAUUGUUGAUUUGUGUACAUUUGCUGUGAAAGCCUUACUAAUUAACUAAUGUAAUUUAAUUUUGAAUUUGAAUAUUAUUUAAUUAAGUGCGAUAAUGUUGCUGUGUUGGAAAUGAGCCACUAACAAAAUGAAACCUCAUCCUUUAUGUCACCCUGUGCUUUCCCUCCCUGCAGACUCUAAUUAGGUUUCAGAGUCAAUUUAACCUCCAUUCUGUACUGAGUCGACUGGUUCUUAUGUGUCUUCCAUGAGAAAGAAUAGUCAGAUUCUGAAUCAUUCAUUCAAAAGUUCUUCUAUUGACGUUCCUAUGAUAUAUUUUUUAAAUCCAAUGAAACUGCUGUCACAAAUAAAGUACCCAUGAUCAUG
Molecule: messenger RNA, 2589 nt
Organism: Leucoraja erinaceus (little skate)
Lineage: Eukaryota; Metazoa; Chordata; Chondrichthyes; Rajiformes; Rajidae
Gene: tmco4
Product: transmembrane and coiled-coil domains 4
Exons: 15
Coding region: 228-2072 (614 amino acids)
Source: RefSeq, a predicted model, not a curated record